CGACGGUUUAAAUCGAGGCGACUGUGUCUUGACCCUGCAGACAUCACCCCUCUCACUCUGAAGGUUCGUUUAAUAUGAGCCAACCCAUGAACAUCAUUUUAUUUGGCGAAACCGGCGCCGGCAAGAGCUCUAUAGUAAACAUGCUCUCCGGACAUCCAGUCGCGGAGAUUUCCGGCGAAGCGGGGGGCUGCACGUUCAAAUUUGACUGGUACCCCAUCGACAUUGGUAAAGAGACCUACCGCAUCUUCGAUACCGCUGGCCUCGACGAGGGUGUCGAAGGCACGAUGCCGCCCGAGGACGCAAUCGUGCAGCUAUACCAGCUCAUGACGAGUCUCGAGGGCGGUAUCAACCUCAUCAUCUUUGUCAUGCGAGGCCCACGCAUCAAGGACGCGUCGCAACGCAACUGGCGUCUCUUUUAUGAGAUCUUCUGUAAACAGCAAGUUAACGCGGCCAUAGUCAUCACUGGACUCGAGCAGGAGGACGACAUGGACGACUGGUGGCCGAGGAACAAGGCGCAUUUCUACAGCUACGGGAUGCGUCCGUUUGGCGCAGCGGGUAUCACGGCUACUUUGGGGAAGAGGAAGGGGAACCGGUACCUCUUCCAGGAGGAGUACGACGAGUCUGUGGCAAAGGUCAGGAAGCUAAUCCGCGAUAACGCGAUGCCGAACCCACGUUGUAUCGACAAGGUCGAGUGGUUCGCGGACGUGAUGUUACUUUGGUGUAUUCCUGUUGGUCAGAAGAGUACGGCUGAAGUGCAGCGAUUGAUAGACCGAUGCGGAAUGUCGCCGGACGAGGCAGGUCGCCUCGCACGAAGACUUAGCUAUGUGUAA
Molecule: messenger RNA, 830 nt
Organism: Coniophora puteana RWD-64-598 SS2
Lineage: Eukaryota; Fungi; Basidiomycota; Agaricomycetes; Boletales; Coniophoraceae
Exons: 2
Coding region: 75-830 (251 amino acids)
Molecular function (GO): GTP binding
Source: RefSeq, a predicted model, not a curated record